GAGUGAUGCUGUUGCUCAUCAGUGUCUGAACUUCUGCCACGAUGUUGUGCUUCAUGAGCGUCCUCUGGCUGGCUGCCACAUGCCUGGACACAGCAACAGCGUCCUACGCUUUGUCCACCACCAAAGUGACCACGUGUGACACUCUGGGCUAUGUGCAUCGCCUCAGCUGUGAGCGUGGAGUGAUUGCUGUACAGGCUGCACUGUACGGACGCCUGGACAGAGAGACCUGCAGUGAGGGAUGGACCAAUAACCUGAAAGACAUCACCUGCUCCCAAAGCGGCACCAAAGCAGUCCUUCAGAACAGAUGUGAUGGGAAGACGACCUGUGAGGUAAUCACAAAUGCUUUCCGCUUCUCUGACCCGUGCUAUGGCACCUACAAAUAUCUGGAGAGCACCUACGCCUGUGUGCUGGAGGUCAGCAGCAGUGUGGUGUGUGAGCACUACAACACCAGACUUCAAUGUGGGCAGGGUCAGGUGAUCCAUGUGCUUUCGGCGUACUACGGUCGCACUGACCACUCCACCUGCUCUGAAGGACGUCCUCAGUCUCAGCUCCAAAAUAUCCAGUGCAAACUCUCCGUCAUCAGCAACGUGGCUCAAAUGUGCAAUGACAAAUCCAGCUGUUCGGUCGGAGCCAGUAACUCUGUGUUUGGAGACCCCUGUGUGGGGACCUACAAGUACCUGGAUGUCAAGUACAUCUGCCAGAGUCCUCAGCCGGCAGUCAGUGUGGUGUGUGAGCACUCCACCGCCCACCUCCGCUGUGGUACAGCACUUGAAGAAGAGGCUGAUAGGCUUCGAUGCCAAGGAGUUUUCAGCCAUCUACAAGUUACAGAACUUCCACGUCACCAAUGCUACGAGCUCUCCAACAAAGGAGCUGACAUCUUCCUGGAGUCUCUGUUUCACCUCAACUACCUACAGAAGCUGCACUGCAGUGAUGUGACUCUGGUGGUCUUUUUCAUCAUGUCCGCUAAAACCAACGACUUCAGCGUGGAGUCACUGAAAGGAGGAGCAUGUUCCACUCUGCAGACGACUCUGUUACCAGCUGACGCAGUCCAUGUUCAACUUCUGUCAACAGUUCUGCCUUCGAAGCAUCAUUCGACAACUGCACUGAGCGCCCAUCUGAGCGCCUCGUCUGGAGAUGCCUGUGCUGGUUCUAUGUCCACGCUUGACACCUGGUCGCAGUGGAGCCUUCCCAGGCCAGUACAAAGUGAACUUCAUAUGUCUUCUCUACGGACAGUGGGCUUCAGCGUGCUAACAUCCUACACCAUGAUGUCAUGGGAGAACCAACUGAGGCAGUAA
Molecule: messenger RNA, 1295 nt
Organism: Boleophthalmus pectinirostris (great blue-spotted mudskipper)
Lineage: Eukaryota; Metazoa; Chordata; Actinopteri; Gobiiformes; Gobiidae
Exons: 10
Coding region: 42-1295 (417 amino acids)
Biological process (GO): glycogen biosynthetic process
Molecular function (GO): carbohydrate binding; alpha-1,4-glucan glucosyltransferase (UDP-glucose donor) activity
Source: RefSeq, a predicted model, not a curated record